AUGGCGCAAUCACCCGCAUCGUUUGUCAGUUCCGAACGUCGAGGCGUCCAGAUUGCCAAUCGCUGGAAGAAUGCUCUAGCGUCGAGAGAGUUGACAGACGUGGAGUUUGCCGUGGGACGCCAGUGUGGCGGAGCGAAGACGAUCCGAGCGCACAGGUUAAUCCUGAGCAUGAGCAGCGAUGUUUUUCAUACCAUGUUCAACGGGAGUUUAACCGAACGGGUUGGCGCUGCCAUCGACAUCCCGGACAUUCCUCCCAACGCUUUCGACAACAUGCUCUGUUAUAUAUACACGGGUUCGGUGGACGAUUUGAAGCCAGAGAACGUGCUGCAGACAUUGUACUGCGCCGAUAAGUACGAUCUACCGUGGCUUGCGGAGCUCUCCACGGACUUCGUUCUCGACCAACUGAAACCCGACAACUGCUUGAUGUACCUGGCAAAUGCACUACGCUGGACGCCGGAUUGUGAUCCUGUGCUGGAAAAAUGUUGGGGCGUGGUGGAUGAAUCCACGGUGGCCGUUCUCCAGUCGGACUAUUUCGUGCAGUUGGACCGGGCCCAGUUGGAGUUGUUGCUGCGGCGUGAUGCACUGUCAGCCGAAGAGCAUGCAGUGUACACGGCGGUAGAAAAAUGGGCAACCGCAGCGUGCGACAGGAAGAACUUAGCCUCAACACCGUCGAAUCGUCGUCGAAUGUUAGGGACCGCAUUGUUCCGUGUCCGCUUCCCGUUGAUGACGGAUGCUCAGCUCUUUUGCGGACCAGCUAAGACCGGGCUACUCAAUCCCAAAGAAGUGUGCCAGAUUGGCCAGCACAAACACGAUCCUGCUGCGCCGUUGAUGGAGUUUUCCUCGAGACCACGAGCCCAUAUCGUCUGUCGGACGAGCGGAGGUGCAACGUUCAAGAAGGGAGAGAAGAUCUUCUUCCCGGCUUCCAGCGGCUAUUGGUAUCCUGCCAUUAUGACCAAUGAUUAUAAAGUGUUUUGCGAUUUGUUUAAAUCGGAGAAUGCCAAAAAGGAAGAAAAGGAUAAAGAAGCGGUCGUACUACAAGUUCUGCGCAUUCGGGCGGUGGAAUAUUCUGAAACGUGGUCUGCCCGUGUUGGUCUACAUGGACGGAACCUUUAA
This is a messenger RNA of Paramacrobiotus metropolitanus, 1113 nucleotides long. RefSeq names its product BTB/POZ domain-containing protein 1-like. The transcript is spliced from 6 exons. The record is from RefSeq and is a predicted model, not a curated record. Bases 1 to 1113 code for a protein of 370 amino acids. NCBI's taxonomy places the organism in Eukaryota, Metazoa, Tardigrada, Eutardigrada, Parachela, Macrobiotidae. Gene Ontology annotation, molecular function: protein binding.